This is a messenger RNA of Vigna radiata var. radiata (mung bean), 3931 nucleotides long. RefSeq names its product FHA domain-containing protein PS1. The coding region runs from base 225 to 3710 and encodes 1161 amino acids. The transcript is spliced from 6 exons. Gene Ontology annotation, cellular component: nuclear membrane. Lineage: Eukaryota; Viridiplantae; Streptophyta; Magnoliopsida; Fabales; Fabaceae. The record is from RefSeq and is a predicted model, not a curated record. Gene Ontology annotation, molecular function: protein binding.
UCAAGACUCCCAUGGAAGAAAAUCAUAUAAAUUUAAAUAUCAAAUUUUAAGAACAUUACAACCAAGGUAGAAAUAGCCGUUGCACCUCGUCAAAUAAACGGUCCGCAUUCUCUAAUAAUUCAAUUCAAAAGGUUUCAUUUGCUAAACAGUCACUUACUUGCUCACUCCUUCAAACCCAAAUUCUGCAACAGUCAUCGAAAACCAGAGAAAGAAACACACAGAGGAUGGAUUCUGAAAAGCGAGCCAAAGGCGAGGAAGAUGAAGGUGAAAUCCCUGUGCUGACGGUGCUCAAGAACAACACAAUCCUCAAGAACAUCUUCAUCGUCAACAAGCCGCCGGAGGAGCCAGCAAAGGCGUCACGUGGCGAGCACGUGGAUGUUCUCCUCGUGGGGCGCCACCCUGACUGCGACCUCAUGCUCACGCACCCCAGCAUCAGCCGUUUCCACCUCCAGAUCGGCUCCAAACCAUCCUCACGCACCUUCUCCGUUGUCGAUUUGUCUUCCGUGCAUGGGACGUGGGUGUCGGGAAAGAGGAUCGAGCCGAUGGUGAGUGUGGAGAUGAGGGAGGGGGACGCGCUCAGGAUCGGGGUUUCCAGUAGGGUUUACCGUCUACAUUGGAUUCCGAUUAGUCGCGCCUAUGAGUUGGAAAAUCCGUUCGUUGCUCAAUUGGAUGUGGUUGCCGAAGAAGAAGAAGAAGAAGAAGAAGAAGAAGAAGAAGAAGAAAAAGAAGAAGAAGAAGCUGCUUCACAGGAGAAGUUUAAUGACUGUCCUGCUGAAAUGGAAGUGGAUUCUGUUGUUGAGGAUAUAAGUUCUUUAUUCCCGGAUGAGAAUGUAAAACUAACUGUGGAAGUGGAUUCGAUUUUCGAGGAUAUAAGUUCUUUAUUCCUUGAUGAGAAUGUAAAAUUAACUGUGGAAGAGGGGAUUCACUUGGCACCUUGGAUGCUGGAAGAAAAGAAGAGUCCAUCACAAGAGGAAGCAAUUGGAACCCAAAUAUCUGAUGGUGAAAAAAAUUUGGGUGACUCUGUAAGUCAGGUUCUAUCACCACCUUAUGUGGAAUCACUUGUCCAAGGUCAUGGCAUACUGACAGAAAAUUUGUCUGAGACUUUAUGUUUGCCAGCUGUGGAAGCUGUUUUGGAGACCAAAAUGCUGCAUUACCAUACUCCACAUGAUACACUUUCUUUCCCAUUACGACCUGGUCAUGAAAAUUUGUUUGAAAAGCUUAAUUUCAACUUGUCUAAAGAAACUGAAUGUGAAUAUGAAUGCACAGAAAGAGAUGAUGAAGGUGUUGUAGAUGCCUUUCCAGUUCCUGCACCUCUUGAUGAGAAAAGUUUAGCCGAAGAUGUAAUACUGCCUAAAGAAUCCGAAUCCCAAUGUGCCCUCAGAGAUUAUAGAAGCAGGUCAGAUGAUUUUACUGCUGGAGGUGGAAAUAUGGAUUAUGUGGAUAUGUUGCCACCUGUCAAGGAAGCUGUGCUAGGAACACUCGUUGAGCAGAUUAAAAUUGUUGACAUAGAUGCUAUUGAUUCUUCAUCUGACAUAGACAAGCAAGACAUGUAUGGAUCACAGUCACAGCUGGGGAAGGAUAAAAUUUGUCAUGACCGUAGGCACUCACUCAAUGAAAUAACUCAAGAUGUUAGAAACAAGUGCACAGGUAUCAUUUCCUCCCCCACAUCACGUCAGAUAGAGUCAGUCAAUUUAUCAAUGACACAAGAAUUAGUUUUCAAUAUUAUGAAUAAGGACCAGACCCUGCAGUCUGAUAUGGAAAUCCUUGAAAGCUGUGUAAAAGCAUUGGAGAAAACUUCAACAAAUCAUAAUAUUUGGUCAAGAAGAGGUAAAGCUAAUAGAGCUCCUCAGGUUCGAACUAGAAAGAGCACUGUUAAGAAUGCAGCCAAAGUUGACGCUGAAGUUGCAAUGAGCAAGGAGAAGGAUAUCAGAAAUAGAACAGUCGCAAAGAACCUUUUCUCUGUACAGGAUGGGGAGGUAGAGGAAGAAGAAAUCUUCACCCCAGAUAAAGAAAAUUUCAGUCCAAAUACCCUCCAGAAGCGAUUAUUGAAGAAGGAUAAAGUAGAAGAAAUUAAACAUUCCAGGUCACAAAGCUCACGAUCACUUUCAAAGCAUCAAAGUGAAAGCACCGUUUUAAGGAAAAUGAACCAGAAGGAUAUCAUAAACAAAACAAUUUCAAAGGAUCUUUUCUCUGUUUCGGAUGGGGAGAAAGAGGAAGAAUUCUUCGCCCCGGAUAAGGAAAACAUUAGUCCAAAUACCCUUCAAGUGAGGCUUCUGAAAAAGAAGGGUAAGGUAGAAGAAAUUAAACGUUCUAAGUCAAAAAGGUCACCUCUUUCAAAGGGGGGUAUAUUUAAUCUAUAUCCAAAUGAAAGAACGGGAAAAAAUACUACAAUCUCAGACGAUUUCAUCUCUGAUUUGAACGGGGAAGAAGAGGAAGAAGAAAUCGUCACCCCUAAUAAGGAAAACUUCAGUCCAAAUACCCUUCAAUUGCAUCUCCUGAAAAAUAAGGGUAAGGUAGAAGAAGUUAAAUGUUUCAAGUGUCAAAAGUCACCCCUUUCAAAGGGUACGUGUAAUCCUGACAUGUAUCAAAAUGAAAGCAUACUGAACCAGAAUGAUACGAUAAAUAGCUCAAUCUCAAAAGGUCAUUUCUCUGAUUUGGCUUGGGAAGAAGAGGACGAAGAAGUCUUCACUCCAGAUAAGGAAAACUUCAGUCCAAAUGCCCUUAAAUUGCGGCUUCUGAAAAAGAAGGAUAAGGUGGCAGAAAUUAAACAUUCCAAGUCUCCGUGGAAAGAAAAUCAAAAGUUGCAAAGAAAGCCUUUUUGUAGCCAAAUCAACUUGGCACAGGAGCAACAUCUUGUGUCAUCAGAGGACAGAGUGCAAAGGGUACCUUUCCAAUCACUAAAUAGCUCCUCAGACAAGGGAAAAUCAAACACUUUUUCCCCUGUUUCUUCAGCCAAAAGCUUUCUUUUCAGUAAUUGUGGACAAAUUUUAGAUAUUAGUGGGGUGCCAAAGAAGAGUAGCUGGGACAUGAUUGUGGAUACUACUUCUCUUGUGAACAAGGAAUCAAGGAAAGCUCUGCAGCUUCUACAAGGCCUCAAGGGGACUCGGUUAAUCAUUCCAAGAUUAGUCAUAAGGGAACUGGACCGUAUGAUGCGACAGUUCAAAAUCUUCAGAAGAACUUCAGAGGCUUCCUUGGCAUUGGAAUGGAUUGAAGAAUGUGUGGUGAAGACAAACUGGUGGAUUAAAAUCCAGAGCUCAGCAGAUGAAGGAAGGUUAAUUGCUCCAACCCCACCUGCUUCUCCCCAGUCUCAGUUUAGUGAAGACAGUGUAACUUCUCUUUCAUACCAGAAAUGCAUGGAAAUUGCUUCACCAACCUUAGAAGAUCACAUCCUUGACUUUGCUCUUCUGUAUAGAAGAAACCAAAAUGGACAACUUGUCCUACUCAGUGAGGAUAUCCCUUUGAAAAUCAAAUGCAUGGCAGAGGGUUUGCUUUGUGAGCCAGUGCAGGAGUUUCGUGAGAGUCUAGUGAAUCCAUUCUCUGAGAGGUUCUUGUGGACCAAUAGCUCUCCUCGAGGACAGACCUGGUCUUGCAAGGACGACGUGGUCUUAAGAGAGAGAUAUUAUCGUGCUCCUUUGUGCAAGUCAUCAAAGACAACAACUGCAAGCGGUUUAAAGCUCAUUCUGCUUCACAAUUCCAAGUAUGGGCUGUGAGCCACUGACAAAAACAGUUCAGUUGAUCCUGCUGAACAGAUAUUGAAUUCUUUUUUCUUCUUCUAAGAAACAUGACCAAUCAAUCAGAUUUUGUUCAGCUUGGUAGAAAGCAAUGGGUAGCUUAAAAAAAAACCAAUCUGUUAUCUAGAAGGUUGUAACAGCAAUUAUGAGUACUUAUGUACAAGUUGAUUUUAAUGGAAGAAAAAAUGAUGUUAAACUGA